CUUCGUCUUCUCCACCCCCACGCCACCAUCACCACCACCACCACCAUCGCACUCCCAACUCCCAAGCCGCAGCGCUAGGGUUUCCCCCAACCACCACCACCACCGCCCCCGCUAAAACCCCGAUCCCCGCCUCCGCCACCGCCGCCGAUGUCGACCCCCGCCGCGGGCGAGAAGCCGGCGCUGAGGAAGCCGGUGUUCACCAAGGUCGACCAGCUCAAGCCGGUCACCAGCGGCCACACCCUCACCGUCAAGGUCGUCAGCGCCACCCCCGUCCCGGGCCGCGCGCGGCCGGGCGUCGCCGCCCCGUCCCGCCCCCCGCGCAUCGCGGAGUGCCUCAUCGGCGACGAGACCGGCGCCAUCGUCUUCACCGCCCGCAACGAGCAAGUUGACUUGUUGAAGCCUGGUGCUACAGUGAUCAUGCGCAAUGCCAAAAUCGACAUGUUCAAAGGCUCAAUGAGGCUUGCGGUGGACAAGUGGGGGCGUAUAGAGGCUACAGAACCUGCCAGCUUUACUGUUAAGGAGGACAACAACUUGUCACUAGUAGAGUAUGAGUUGGUUAACGUGACCGAGUAAUUGUCGUUGAUUCGCCCCUUCCCCUGCCAUAACAAGGAAGCAUGAUGACUGAGAAUAUUAUGAACCCUUUGCCUAAGCAUGUUUAUUUGGUAUGGUGGUAGUAGAUAAGAUCAAAGAUCGAACUGAAUUUAUCCAUGGUAUGCGUCUACUAAGUGGUGAUUCCUCUUGUUACCUGUUGCUGCCUGUAUUGCUGCUGUGAUGGAACAAGCUCAGCAGGGUGACAUGUUGCUAGAGUACCAGUUAUCAAUGGAGUUAAUUGUUGCAAAUCCUACAUUGGUGAAUAUUGCCAUAUUGCCUUUUUGUGACCGCUGUAA
This is a messenger RNA of Oryza sativa Japonica Group (Japanese rice), 887 nucleotides long. RefSeq lists its product as uncharacterized. The record is from RefSeq and is a predicted model, not a curated record. NCBI's taxonomy places the organism in Eukaryota, Viridiplantae, Streptophyta, Magnoliopsida, Poales, Poaceae.